Messenger RNA from Paramecium pentaurelia, 4062 nucleotides. The record is from the annotation of a GenBank genome assembly. Lineage: Eukaryota; Ciliophora; Oligohymenophorea; Peniculida; Parameciidae.
AUGAUAAGUCGAGACACUGGAUUCUAGGAUCUGGAGAGUGGAAUUUAGAGUAAUAAUUUAUCAUCAGGACAAUUGGUUGAUUUGGAAUAACAUAGCCCAAAUAAUGGAUAAUAAUUGGAUCCAACUUUAGAGUUUUCUUAAUUAUAAUAACUUGAAGCUCUAAGAAUGAAAAGAGAUAUUUUUGAUAAUAAAAAUAAGCAAGCAUUAAAUUUAGGAAAUAAAUCAGAUAUAAAUGAAGAAGAUUGUUUAAUAAGUAAUUUAAGGUAAGUUAGUUUGAUAUAAUAGUGGAAAAAGAAGUGAACCAUAAGGGUCCAUCAGUUCUAUAAAUUGCAACUAAUAGAGAUAGAAGCCUUUGACUACAAAAACACCUUAACAUAAGUCAAAUAAAACUAUUUAGUUCUAAUAAAAAUUUGAGUAAGAUGAUUUUGUAAUUGCAUCUCCAAUUAACGAAGGUACUAAUAUUUUAAGAAUAAAAUCUGAUGCCAAAAUAGCAAAAUAUUAAACAUUUGUAUAAAAAUUAGAAGAAGAACAAGAGUAAAAUGAGAAAUCAAAGAGAGCAUAAAUACUACGUGAUACAGUAAAACAAUAAUCUUUAGUUUUGAGAGGAAAGAGUAGAGAAAUGAAAACAGGGUAUUAAUAUUAAGUAAUUAUAAAGACUAAAUGAAGUUUGGUCACAGAAAGCUUUAAUAAUUAUUAGAUUAGUAUCUCGUUUUAUUUAAUAAUUAAAGACUAAAACAGAAAGAAUUAAAUUUAGACUAAUAACUUAAAGAAUAUUUGAAGUAAUUUGUGAUAAUAGUGCAAAUUUUUAAUAUAUGUUAAUAAAUAGAUUAAUUAAACAGAAACCAAGUUUAGGAUUAAUAAUAUUUCAUCACUUUUAAAGUCGAGCUCUAAUAUUAUUAAAUGCAAUAGAAUCAAUAAAUGACUUUUUUAGUAAAUAUGUAAAAGUGAUAAAACCUGAUAGUUUAUUUAAGAUAGUCUGGGAUAUUAUACUAUUAUUAUUUAUUGUAGUUAACAUUUUUUAUAUUCCAAUAUACAUAAGUUUUGAUGUUAGAUCAUCUGGAUUAUUUGAAUGGAUAUUUGAUUUAUUACCUUCAUGGGUUUUUAUUGCAGAGAUUAUAUUAAAUUUUAAUACAGCAUAUUAUGAUAAAGGUUUAAUGCAUGAAGAUAGAAAAUAAAUAAUGAAACAUUAUGUAAAAGGUAAUUUUUUUUGGGACAUAAUUGUUGUGAUCCCAUUUUUGAUUUCUUAUUUGGACAUCCCAUUUGUAAGAUACACAUUAUUAUUGAGACUUACUCGAUUAUCACCAUUAAUGACAAGUAUUGAAGAAGUCCUGAAUUUAGAAGUAUUUCAUUAUAUCUAUAAUAAUAAUAGGAUAGUCUUUAAAUAUUUUUAGAUUUACUGAAGUUAAUCUUCUUUCUGUUAUUAACUGGACAUUUUUGUGGUUGUGCAUGGCAUUGGGUUGCAAUAAUUGAAUAUCAAGAUUAUGGAUAAGAAAUAACAUGGCUUACUCAUUAUGAACCUAAUGCUAUGAACUAUGAAUGGUUUGAUAGAUAUAUUAUAUCCUUAUAUUGGAGUGUUAUCACUACUGUUACUGUAGGUUAUGGUGAUAUUGUACCUGUUACUACAGUGGAGAGAGUGUUUGUUAUUGUAGUAACUUUGUUGAUUUGCGGAGUGUUUGGUUAUUGUUUAUCUAAUAUUGGAAACAUAUUUAAAUAAAUAACAGAUAAGAAAGCUAUCUAUAAAUAAAGAAUUAGAGAAAUCAAUUAACAUAUUAGAAAGAGAGGUCUAAGUUAUAAUCUGUAAUUAAAAGUAGAAUAAACAUUUAAAUUUUUUAGGUUAAAAAGUAUUUUGAAUAUUUCCUAAAAGUUAAGUAGGAGGAGGAUCAACAUGCAGAAUAAUUUAUAGAACAAUUAACUAAACAUUUAAGAGAAGAAGUCUUAAUUGAUAUUUAUAGUAAGACACUAAAACAAUCAAGAUUUUUAAGGGAAAAUUUUAGUGAAGAAAUUUUGAAUCGAUUAUGUUAGAUAGUAAAAGAAACUAAAUUGUACCCAGAAUAAGUACUUUUUUAAAGGAAUGAUUCUCCUAAAGCAUUAUGGUUUGUUUUGUCUGGAGCAGUUGAGUAUGUUGCUGAUCAUUAAAGUAUAUUAAAUCAUUAUAUACUCUAGAUGAAGAUGAACAUUAUUAUACUGAAACAUUCUUAAAGAAAUUAACUCAAGGGUACUAUAUAUGAAAUUAUGUAUUAUUAGAGCAGUUAUUGGUGAAAGAGAAUUCAUAUCUCAAACUCCAUAUGAAUAUAAUGCUAGAGCUACUAAAUUUACUUAAUUAUUAGUUGUAGAGUAUAUAUAUCAAUAUUAUUGAUUAGUUAUUAACAAUUCUAUUUAAUUUUAUAAGAAAAUAAUGAUGAAUUUGAGAAGUAUUGUUUAGCAAAAGAUAAUCUAUUAUUUAAUAGUAAUUAUAAAGCAUUUGGAUAAAUUUGUGAAAUUUGUGGAUGGACUCAUAGAUUUAUUUAGUAAAUCUUAUAUAUUAUGAUUUAGAUGUCCUUUUGUGUUUUUAUAACCUAAUAAAAAUAAAAUAGCAAGUUCCUUUGUUUCAACUAAGACAAAUAAAAGAUUAUCAUUUCCAUAUAGAUCACUCCCUAAAACAAAUUGGAGAAAUAAUAUACCUGAAAUAUAAGAAGCUGCAUUAGGCUACAUUGUACUAAAUAACAUUAUACCAGAGAAGUACUUAUUUUAUUAUCAUUCAAGAGAAAUAAAUGAUAACUAUCUUAUUAAUUUGGGGUUUGAAUUAAAUGAAAGGGAUGAAGAACCUUCAAAAAUUAUACCCAAUAAAAAAAACUCAUUGUCCAAAGAUCAAAAAAUAUUAUCUCAAUAUGAAAAUACACCUUAAUAAUAACCUAUAUAAUAACCAUCUAUUUAAACUGUUUUGUAAGAUUAAAAAUCAUAAAAUUAAACAGCAAUAUUUCAUAAAGAUGGUUAAAAAAUUAAUAUGACAAAUGUAACUUUUUAUUUAAAAUUUAUAGGAAAGCAUUAUUGAAUGGGAUUAAGGUAGUUAAUUAAAGAAAAGCAUGAAUAGAAUCAAAUUCUAAGGACUUGACAGAGGAAGAACACUUUAAUCAAUUAAAGGGAAAUACCACUAAAAUAAUGGAGGAGUUGAUAUUUUAGAAGAAUCAAUGAUCUAAGAAGAAGUCAAAAUUUAAAAUACUAAUAUUGGAUCAUAAAAUUAUAUACAUAAUAAACUUAAAAUGGUUAAAAGUAAACAUAAUAACUAAAAUAAUAUUGGAAUUAGAAAAGUAUCUUGGCUUGAAUUUGAUAGUGGAACUAGUCAAUAUUAAGGUUUUUAUAAUAUUUUUAAAUAUUUUUAGAUGGGAAAGCUGUCUAAUAAACAUUUAAUAAAUAAAUUAGCAAAGGAAGUGAAACCAACUUUGAUUAACCUCCAUCAAUUAAUUAAUAAGAAAAUGAUAUCAUUUAAAGAAUUGAGGCCAGAGAAAAUAGCAUAAAAUCAAAAAAGACAAAUAAUAAGUAUGAGAUAUCCAUAUUUUAGUAUUGAUAUAACAAGAAAGAAAAAAAGAAGAAAAACUACUUAACUAUUAUAAUUCUUUUAAGGUAUGGAUGGUGGAGACAUUAAAUCAACAAAAAAAGUAGAUAAAGGUAUUUUAGGAAAUGAUGUAUACAGUUCUAGUGUAUAUACUACUGGAGGACCAAGUAAUACUGCUUUAAUGGAAUCUAAUAAUAAAGAUAAUAAUGCAGAUAAUAAUAGUGUUCAUGUUGCUCAUUCAUUUGAUGGCAUUUAAAAAAGAAUCUAAGAUAUAGUUCAUGUUCAUUUUGAAAUGGAUUUGGAUAGAUUUAAAUCAUCUAAAUUUUAUUUUCCAGAUUAUAAUUUAGAGGCUGUAUUAUAAAAAAUUACAAUAUAUUAUGAGAAAUUGAAUGAUAAAAAGAAUGAUUUUGAUUCAAGGGAAAUGAAAAGAACAAAAACUAAUAUGACUUUAUUUGAUAGAAUCAGAUAAGCAAAAAAUUAAAAUCUUAGAGGAAGUUUUAUGGAUAAAUCACUAUAAGAAAAUGAUUGAA